AUGCGUGGGUUCCAACCCCACCGAGGCUACUUGCGCGUACAAAGCGUAGGCGGCGUCCAUGCGUCGGUUCCAAUCCCACCGAGGCUACUGAUUUUUCACAAUCGACAUAGAAACUUCAAAUCUGCCAAACAACUAUUUGAACAAUUCACCCUGUGUACUCCAUAUGCCAUGAAUCCCGGUACUUCAUCUAGAUACGGUAACAGCGAUACAGAAGAAAGCUCCGAUGCGGAUAGUGCGCCAAACCAUGGAACCGAAUUAGAUACGAUUUUCGAACUGGAUGAAGCAAGUGUGUUCAGUUCCAGGGAUCUCUGCUCCAAUCAGUCGCGUAAACGAGACCGUACCAGGCCACCUCUUGGCCGACUACGGCGGGAGACACCGCGAACUGCAGCCACGACCCAACAAUUGGAGUUUCCGGGUAUCUUCGUGGAAGGAUUCCGCGAUGGUCACGUUGGAUUUAAUAUACCUGGGGUUAUGCAAGAUUCGUUAAAGCCCACAGACUCCAUAGAGGUGAAAAUUAACCUAUUCACACCGGAAAAACAGUCUGAUUUCGACGUGACCUCCACACAUCAUCGUUAUCCUGACUGCUCAUCCCGAUUCGGCUCUAUUGCCGGAUCUUAUGCAUCACCACAGAAGCCCUCAAACACGGGUACAUCCAGCCGGUUCGGAAUGUCUUGGUUCCAAGAUAACAAUGCGAAUGAUCCGUCGGCGAGUCGAUUCGAUCCACUGGAAACAACCAAUCCCAAUAUGCAUUCCAUCCAAACACAGCCCAGUUUCCAACCUUCUGAGAGUUCAUUUGGUCUAGGCACUAUGGAGAAUACGCGUAACGAGUCGGGCUCGUUACACGCGGGUAAUCGAUUUUUCUCAGCUCAUCACCAGCCUCCUUUUGGACAUAAUUCAACCGAUUCCGGUCUGCAUUCCAAUGGUGGCCUUGCCCCAGAUCUGUGCUGUCCAGACAAUUCCGCACUGACAUCCGAAUAUUCUGAAUUGCCUUCGAGAUUUCUGAGAUUUGGUAUCCGGUGA
Molecule: messenger RNA, 1020 nt
Organism: Echinostoma caproni
Lineage: Eukaryota; Metazoa; Platyhelminthes; Trematoda; Plagiorchiida; Echinostomatidae
Source: the annotation of a GenBank genome assembly